Molecule: messenger RNA, 660 nt
Organism: Rhizopus microsporus ATCC 52813
Lineage: Eukaryota; Fungi; Mucoromycota; Mucoromycetes; Mucorales; Rhizopodaceae
Product: AMPKBI-domain-containing protein
Exons: 2
Coding region: 1-660 (219 amino acids)
Biological process (GO): signal transduction
Cellular component (GO): nucleus; nucleotide-activated protein kinase complex; cytoplasm
Molecular function (GO): protein kinase binding
Source: RefSeq, a predicted model, not a curated record
AUGCCCCAUUUUACGGGGUUCUUAUACUCUGCAUAUCUGAUAGGUGUCCCCACUAUUAUCACUUGGACUCAAGGAGGAAAUAAUGUUUAUGUUACAGGGACCUUUAAUGGAUGGAAACACAAGAUCAAGCUAGUGAAGAGGCAAGAUGACAUCACGCAUGAUUUCAGUGCCGUAUUGGAAUUACCGCCCGGCACUCAUCGACUUAAAUUUAUUGUCGAUGACGAGUGGAAAUGUUCGAAUGACUUGGAGACAGCAACAGAUCCAGAUGGAAAUUUGGUCAACUACCUACAGGUUAUGGACGAAGAGGAGGAGGAAAGACUGGGCGAAGGAGAAGAGGAUAUAGUAUCAUCUACAGAAUCAAUAGAUGAAGAGUACACGAAUACCAUCCCACCAGAGCUACUGAUGUUAUCUGAAUCAGCCGAGAGUGAUGGACAGAGAAAGCCUAGUGCAGACUGGGAAAAGAAACAGCCGCAGCCACCGAUAUUACCUCCUCAUCUUGAUAAAGUGUUGUUGAACUCACAAACAGUGAGCGAAGAAGACAAUUCAGUGCUGCAUGAACCAAACCAUGUCACCUUAAAUCAUUUAUAUGCAUGUUCUAUCAAAGAUAAUGUCAUGGCUUUGGCAACAACAACGCGAUAUCGUAAAAAGGUAUGUAAGUAG